Epinephelus lanceolatus (giant grouper) is the source of this 5188-nucleotide messenger RNA. Lineage: Eukaryota; Metazoa; Chordata; Actinopteri; Perciformes; Serranidae. The record is from RefSeq and is a predicted model, not a curated record.
AUCACUGUUUUUUUUCAUGGAGUCUGGCUUUGAAGAGAGCGUCAUAUGGCUUCAGUCGCUGUCUGAUGGAAAGAUAAAGCACUGGAAAUACUCUCAAUAUAGUGCACACAAAAACUGAUAUUGAUUGUUUUAGGUGGGACUUUUUUAGGUGACCAAAAUAUGUUUUAUUGUCGACCCCAUCCACAGCAGUAAACUGCAUAGCUUCUGUGGUGGUUCUCCUGCUUUUUUCUCCAAACCAGAAACAUGUUGACCACCAUCACCUGAAGGUAAUACAUUCACAAUGGAUAAGUACCUCAUAAAAACUCCAUUUAAAAAAAAUCCAAACUAUGGAGCAUUUAUCCUGAUAAUUUUGAACUAAUUAAGCACUACCAAAACCUCACAGUUUCAUAUGCCCAAUGCACAACUCUUCUUUGUAUGACAAUUUGAAUAAUGAAAUUCCUUUUGAGCUUGCUAGCAUUAGAAUGUUAACAUGCUUUUCCUUUGUAAAACCAAAGAACACUGUUUGAAAACACUUACAAUAAAGCAUAAAUCUCACCUUUGUACCGUUGGUCGAAGUUUGUAUGGGCUCACUGUUGCCCCUUGUGGCUCUUGAGAAGAAAAAGAACACCCACUACAACACCAGUCGUCCAGUACCAGUGGGUGUUUUCCACCUUCUGGCCUCAGGAGGCAGUAAUGAGCCCACAACAGCUUGAUGCAGCACAACGAUAGUAAAAAGACGCCACAGACACAAACAGUAAAUUUAUUGUUGGGUUUUUACAAGACAAAAUACUUAAAGUACGAAGAUUAACUGGUUGGCUUCACAAAUUUAUGUCUGCCAUUUAAAUGAAGCACAAAGAUACUUCCCUGAGCGUUUCUUCAGAGGUUUUCAGGACGACGACCACAUUGGACCAGAGGAAUGAUGACGAGGCUGUGGUGGACCGAGGAGGAACACGCUCCCAACAGGGAACCAACUUUGGGCAGGAGGAUCUCGAAGGCCACAGGACUCUGUACAUCGGGGUCCACGUCCCCCUGGGCAGUACCAGGCACCGCAGCCAUCGCAGGCACCAUCACCAUGGAAACAAACACAGGAAAAAGAGCAGGGAACGGGCCCCCAUCUUGGUGGAGGGUAGAGAGUCUCCUGUUUAUGACACUCCCUCCCAGAGAGUGCAGUUCCUGCUGGGCACUGAGGAUGAUGACGAAGAGCAUAUUCCUCAUGACCUUUUCACAGAGAUGGAUGAAAUCUGUGUUAAAGACGGAGAGGAUUCUGAGUGGAGGGAAAGUGCCAGGUGGCUGAAGUUUGAGGAGGAUGUGGAGGACGGAGGAGAACGGUGGAGUAAACCCUACGUAGCCACGCUGUCUCUACACAGCCUGUUUGAGCUGCGAAGCUGCAUCAUUAACAGCACUGUGCUGCUCGACAUGAGGGCCAAUACCAUUGAAGAGAUUGCAGACAUGGUCCUGGACCACCAGGAGUUAUACUCACCACUGGGAGAUGAGCUCCGACAGAAAGUGCGCGAAACACUGCUGAAGCAGCACCAUCACCAGAACCAAAAGAAGCUUGCUAAUCGCCUGCCCAUUGUACGCUCCCUUGCUGACAUGGGUCGACGGGCAUCAGAGCUCCACCUGGACAAGAAUGGUCAGAUGAUGGCCUCGCAGUCUCAGUUAGCGGGUCCAGACGGGAAAGGGGACGUCAGCAGAGAGAACAGUUCUGUGGACUUCAGCAAGAUAGACCUUCAUUUCAUGAAGAAGAUCCCGGCGGGGGCCGAGGCGUGUAACGUGUUGGUGGGAGAGCUGGAAUUUCUGAACAAGCCCGUGGUGGCAUUUGUCCGCCUUUCACCAGCGGUCAUACUCAGUGGGCUGGCUGAAGUCCCAAUCGCCACAAGGUUUCUGUUUAUUCUCUUAGGUCCCAUGGGUAGAGCGCCUCAGUAUCAUGAGAUCGGGAGGUCCAUUGCAACGCUAAUGACAGACGAGGUUUUCCAUGAUGUUGCCUAUAAAGCAAAAGACCGCAAUGAUCUGAUUGCUGGAAUCGAUGAAUUCCUCGAUCAAGUGACAGUCCUGCCUCCGGGAGAGUGGGACCCAUCCAUACGGAUAGAGCCACCAAAAAAUGUGCCCUCUCAAGAGAAGAGGAAGAAAAGUAACAUUUUACCAAACGGAUUAGUUGAAGGAGAUGAAGAGGAGGAGCAGGGUGGCCACGGGGGUCCAGAGCUGCAGCGUACUGGAAGGUGGUUUGGUGGUCUCAUUCUAGACAUCAAGCGCAAGGCACCGCACUACCUGUCCGACUACACUGAUGCUUUUAGCUUACAGUGUGUGGCCUCCUUCCUCUUCCUCUACUGUGCCUGCAUGUCCCCUGUCAUCACCUUUGGAGGACUACUGGGCGAGGCAACAGAAGGACGCAUAAGUGCGAUUGAGUCGCUGUUCGGAGCCUCACUGACUGGAAUAGCCUACUCCCUGUUUGCAGGGCAGCCCCUCACCAUUCUGGGCAGCACGGGGCCGGUGCUCGUGUUUGAAAAGAUAUUGUUCAAAUUCUGCAAGGAGUAUGGCUUGUCCUACCUGUCUCUGAGAACCUGUAUUGGUCUGUGGACAGCUGUCCUCUGUAUUAUGCUGGUGGCUACCGACGCAAGUUCCCUCGUCUGUUACAUCACACGCUUUACGGAAGAAGCCUUCGCCUCACUCAUCUGCAUCAUUUUCAUCUACGAGGCCUUGGAGAAACUCGUCCACCUGGGAGUGCACUAUCCCUUUAACAAGAACAACAACCUGGAAAAACUCACCAUGUACUUAUGUUCAUGCGUUGAGCCUUCUGACCCCACCAAUGGCACCCUGAAGUAUUGGGAGCUCACCAACGUCACUGCCUCAGAAAUCUACUGGGAAGCACUGGAGGUUAAGGACUGUAUUGAGAAGCGUGGGGAGUUUGUGGGCAGCGCCUGUGGCCCCGAGGGACCCUACGUCCCUGAUGUCCUCUUCUGGUGUGUCAUUCUCUUUUUUUCCACCGUCUUCAUGUCUGCUUUCCUCAAGGAGUUCAAGUUCAGCAAUUAUUUUCCCACAAAGGUGAGAUCCACCAUCAGUGACUUUGCUGUUUUCUUCACCAUCCUCACCAUGGUCUUAAUCGACUAUGCAUUGGGGAUCCCCUCUCCAAAACUAAAGGUUCCCAGCGUGUUUAAGCCAACCAGAGAUGAUCGAGGUUGGCUCAUCAACCCACUGGGACCCAACCCCUGGUGGACCGCAGUCAUCUCAGUGGUACCAGCUCUGCUUUGCACCAUCCUCAUCUUCAUGGACCAGCAGAUCACAGCUGUCAUCAUCAACAGGAAAGAACAUAAACUCAAGAAAGGCUGUGGGUACCACCUGGAUCUGUUCAUGGUGGGGUUGAUGCUCGGUGUGUGCUCAGUGAUGGGCUUGCCCUGGUUUGUAGCAGCCACCGUUCUCUCCAUCACCCACGUCAACAGCCUGAAGCUUGAGUCCGAGUGCUCAGCUCCUGGGGAGCAGCCCAAGUUCCUCGGCAUCAGAGAGCAACGCUUCACCGGCCUCAUGAUCUUCACUCUCAUGGGCUGCUCUGUCUUCAUGACAUCCGUGCUGAAGUUCAUUCCGAUGCCUGUGUUGUAUGGAGUAUUCCUUUACAUGGGAGCAUCGUCUCUCAGAGGCAUUCAGUUCUUUGACCGUCUGACACUGUUCGGCAUGCCAGCCAAGCACCAGCCAGACUUCAUCUAUCUACGGCACGUACCCCUGAGGAAGGUGCACCUCUUCACCAUCAUCCAGCUCAGCUGUUUGGUUAUGCUCUGGGUCAUCAAGACCUCCAAGGCUGCCAUUGUCUUUCCUAUGAUGGUGUUGGCUCUGGUGUUUAUCAGGAAGCUCAUGGACUGUUUCUUCACCAAGAGAGAGUUAAGCUGGCUGGAUGACCUCAUGCCAGAGAGCAAGAAGAAGAAGCUGGAGGAUGCUGAAGAGGAGGAGGAACAGAGCAUCUUGGCAGAGGAUGAGGGAGUAGUGCAAGUGCCAUUAGAAGGGUACAAAGGAAUACCCAUCAUCAAUAUCACAGAUGAGAUGUCAAAAGGUUCUUUUGGAAAUACUUGGAACGCCAACAGUUGAGAAAGAACCAAGACCUCAAAACAUGUUUACUACAAGGCUCGCAGUAUUUCACAACACUGACGAUGAUGAGAAGUGUAAGACGAAGACGGCAGAUGACAGUGUUGUGAGUCUUUGUCACUGUCCCUUCUGUGUGCUCGUAAACAAAUUUGUAUUUCAUGCUGCAGUUAAUCAAUCCUUCAUGUUUAGUCCUGUAAAUCUGUAAGUGAAUAACUGUGUUAUCUAAUAUGUUGCAAAUAUUCUGCCUCUUCAUGAACCGCUGAAACCUACUAUUUUCUGGUGUUAAUGUCACAUUGUACUUUGUAAAUCUAGAUACUGUAUUGCUUCACUGAAUGUUAUCUAAGAGGUUUGUCAUGCUAAGAGACUGUUCAAGUUUUUGUUAUUGGAUCAAUUUGUACUUAUUUUGUUAUAUACUUUGUAUUUUGAAAUAUCAUCAUAUUGACAUAUCCUUGGAUUCUUUAUUUAUUUAUAUACUGAUUCCCUGUAAUUCUCUGUUCUUCUGUUCUUUAAGUUCUAUAUAGACAUUUGUUAUGAUGUGACAAUAAAUAGUAGAUAUUUUAAAAGCUUAAGGUCAUAAUUCUUGACCAUAACAAUAUAAAAACUUUAUGAGAAGCCAUAUAUAAAUGAACAUGAACAUGAAAAGCCUGCUAAAUACACAUUUCUGAUGUCUGUCUAAGGGAUGGGACAUUUAAUGGUUGUGACUAUAGGAAUAAAUGCUUUAAUUUGAUUGAUAAAGGGCAAUAUGUGUACAUCUCUUAAGAACCAAAUGCAAUAGCACUUUCUGCCAGAAUGUCACUUCUCUCUUUAUAUGAGAAAUUAUUUAUCUAUAUUUAUGUUGUGGAAUUAAAUAAAUAUGUUUGCUACAGGAUACCUUGUAUUCUAGCAGAAACGUACAGUAUUUUGCCUCCUGGUGUCAGUGUAUUGCUUGUGUAAUUCGUUUUAAUGCUUGUAUAAAGUUUGUGAAUAUUGAAUUAAAGAGCUUUAUCAUGAAGGCAUUAAAUCCAACUCAGAGGAUGACAAUGAAGCUUUAAUAUUAGUGUUGGAAAAGAACAAGGGAUGGGCUUAUUUUUAAAAAACACUGAAACACAAUUUUAUUAUGCAUAUCUUGUCAAUGUUAUUUUAACUUAAUAAAUUUCUA